GUUCCAUUCAGUGCUCUUGGGUAUAUAAUACAGACUCGCACCCACAAGUUAUAGCUACUAUCAUCAGCAGCUUCCAAGUUCGAUCGGCAACCUCCAGCGACUAUAGCAUCCGUCCGCCAGCAACUGCAACUCCUCAGCCAUACCUAUCACCCCUUGCGAUCAAGAUCCGUCAAGAGCGUCAAGAUGUCCGGCAACCAGCAGAGCAACAACCCCAACCAACAGCAACCCGCACCGACCUGGGAAUCCGCCUCGCUCGCCACCUUCCUACGUUCCUACUUCCCGCAAGGCAGCCGCGCAAACUAUGACUUCGCCCGCGAGAUCCAGCAAGCGCGCAGCAUCCUCAACUGCAUGUACUACCUUGAUCAGCAAGGCAGCCAAGCAAUGCACCGCAUCGUGCAGGAGAUCCAAGACGCACCUCCAACAGGACAAGAUGUGCCUCCUCGCUUUCAGAACACGCCGGAGAACAUCCUAACGGUGACCCUGCUGCUGCUGUUCCAUGCCGAUCGCUUCGGCGGCUUCUAUCUGCCGCCGUUGCCACAGGCGAGAAUCGCUCGGGAGCAGACGCCACAGGGACGCAUUACCGAGUACCCACGCUUCCCCCCACCGCCGGGUGCUGCUCCACCGACUGGCUAUACCCCGGGGCUAUUCGCCGGUCAGCAAGGUCCAGGGGUUGGCGCUCAGCCGCCUCCUCUUACUCCCGGCCAGGCUGGAUUCGGCCCCGGAUGGGGUCCUCCUACCUACGACCAGCCCAUACCACUACCUGGAAGUAUGGCCGGUGCUGGCACAGGAGCUCUCGGUGGAGGUGUUGUUCCCCCUCGACCUCGAGACCCUUGGUCGCCGACUCUCGGUGGCCUCGGGGCCCCUGGCGAUCGUGGAGGCCGUCAAGGUGGUGGACGCGCCCAAGGCCGUGGACGUGGUCAUGAUCGAGGUCGCGGUAGCGGCAGCGGCAGCGGUGGACGAGGACGGGGAUGGUAUGGUCGAGGUAGCGGACGCGGAUGA
Molecule: messenger RNA, 999 nt
Organism: Trematosphaeria pertusa
Lineage: Eukaryota; Fungi; Ascomycota; Dothideomycetes; Pleosporales; Trematosphaeriaceae
Exons: 3
Coding region: 184-999 (271 amino acids)
Source: RefSeq, a predicted model, not a curated record